Molecule: messenger RNA, 1038 nt
Organism: Alligator sinensis (Chinese alligator)
Lineage: Eukaryota; Metazoa; Chordata; Crocodylia; Alligatoridae
Gene: TPM4
Product: tropomyosin 4
Exons: 9
Coding region: 32-886 (284 amino acids)
Biological process (GO): muscle contraction; actin filament organization
Cellular component (GO): actin filament
Molecular function (GO): actin filament binding
Source: RefSeq, a predicted model, not a curated record
UUGUCAAAGACCACACUAUACUGUAACAAAAAUGGAAGCUAUCAAGAAAAAGAUGCAGAUGCUGAAGCUAGAUAAGGAGAAUGCCAUUGACAGAGCAGAGCAGGCUGAAGCAGACAAGAAGGCAGCAGAGGACAAAUGCAAACAGGUAGAGGAUGAGCUAAUGGCCCUGCAGAAGAAAUUGAAAGGAACUGAAGAUGAAUUGGACAAAUACUCAGAAGCUCUUAAAGAUGCCCAGGAAAAACUGGAGCAGACUGAAAAGAAGGCAACAGAUGCUGAAGGUGAAGUGGCAGCUUUGAAUAGACGCAUCCAACUAGUGGAGGAGGAGUUGGAUCGUGCCCAAGAACGCUUGGCCACAGCCCUGCAGAAGCUGGAGGAGGCAGAAAAAGCAGCUGAUGAGAGCGAGAGAGGUAUGAAGGUUAUUGAAAACAGAGCAAUGAAGGAUGAAGAGAAGAUGGAAAUUCAGGAGAUGCAGCUGAAAGAGGCCAAGCAUAUUGCUGAAGAGGCUGAUCGCAAAUAUGAAGAGGUUGCCCGUAAACUGGUCAUUCUGGAAGGUGAACUCGAGAGAGCUGAGGAACGUGCUGAGGUGUCAGAACUUAAAUGCAGUGACCUUGAAGAGGAACUAAAGAACGUUACUAACAACCUGAAGUCCCUGGAGGCUCAGUCAGAGAAGUACUCUGAAAAAGAGGAUAAAUAUGAAGAAGAAAUCAAGCUUCUCUCUGACAAACUCAAGGAGGCUGAAACCCGUGCUGAGUUUGCAGAAAGAAGUGUUGCUAAACUGGAAAAGUCUAUUGAUGAUCUGGAAGAUGAGCUGUAUGCUCAGAAGCUAAAAUACAAAGCUAUCAGCGAGGAACUUGACCAUGCUCUUAAUGAUAUGACCUCUUUGUAACUAGCAACUCUCCUAGCUUUGUUCGAUGCUUUUUAAAAAUCUUCAGCCUGUAAUACCGACCUCUGCGUGCAAUCCUUAACAUCAAACUUGUAGCUUGUUCUGUAAAAACUGAUUGAAAUAAAAACAAGUUUAUCUUGCUGCCUGUGAACAAA